AAGUGUUAAAAUGCCAUUCAAAUUUCAUCUAAAAAAAAGUAGACAAUACAAUGUGGUUUCAAAGAACCAAUAUGUGAUCUGUGUUGAACUGUUAGAUACAACAUCCAUUGAAUGCACACUGAGCAUUGACAGUUUAGGUCAGGAAUGUUUAGAUAAUGUGACCCAACGUUUAGGCUUGGGCCAGCCUGAGUUCUUUGGUCUUCGUUAUAUUUCUCGACAUGAUUCCCCAUCUCCAAGAUGGGUAGAUAUGGACAAGCCAUUGAAGAAACAGCUAGAGAAAGAGGCAAAAAAUUUUAGCCUCUAUUUGAGGGUCAUGUAUUAUGUUACAGAUGUACAACUUCUUCAAGAUGAGAUGACAAGGUACCAUUAUUAUCUCCAGCUCAAAAGUGAUGUAAUGGAAGGAAGAUUUUCUUGCAAUCCUAGGCAAGCUAUGCUUUUAGCAAGUUAUUCAAUGCAAGCAGAGUUUGGUAAUUAUGAUACUGAAAGGCACACAAUGGAAUGCUUGCAACAGUGCACAUUAUUUCCUAAAGAUGUUAUUCAGGCAGAUUCUGGUGGCUUAGAUUCUCUGUUGCAUACUGCUGUAUGCCAAUACAAAAAUCUGGUUGGUGUUACCCAAGCUGCAUCAGAAGAGUUGUACAUUUCUAUUGUCAUGCAGUUAGAAGGAUAUGGCAAUGAAACAUUCUCCACUAAGGACAAUGGAAACAAUGAAGUAAUACUAGGAAUUUCUAUUAAUGGAAUUAUGGUCGUCUAUCCAAGUACACAGACAACACAAUUCUACAGGUGGAAGGAUAUAAGCAAUGUUAUAAAUCACAAGAAGACAUUUAGAAUAGAGUGUCAAUCAGAGGGUGAAGAAGCAAAACAGUUCAUAUUUAGCGAAUCCCGCAAUGCAAAGUACGUGUGGCGUUUGUGCAUAGCACAGCACACAUUCUACAUGCAACAUCAGGAAUCUCGACCAUUAGAAAGAUCAACUAACGGAUAUUUUGAUAGCGACACGAAUGAUUCAGGCGAUCAUGCAGUCUCUGUGAACCUGGAUACUCGGAACGCAGACGGGCACACACGGUGGACAAGUUACAAUGACCUAUCGAUAUCACCAUAUCCUCCCGUGGUGUCGGUCUCGUCCACGGACAUAAAUAACUUGCGUGCUUUACUUCCGUCGUACAGACCGGCGCCGGAUUACGAAACUGCCGUCCAAAUGAAAUACAAUAACGGGGGCAAUCCUCCUCAGCCUUAUUACGCUAAUCAGUCCACGAUCGUUGGCGCUGAUAUUUCGUGCCUUCUCGGUAAUGUUGUGAACCGAAGUAGAUAUUAAAUUUUUACUUGUGUAUCAUAAAUCGCUGCUAGAGGAUGGUUGUAUAGAACGAAA
Molecule: messenger RNA, 1363 nt
Organism: Dufourea novaeangliae
Lineage: Eukaryota; Metazoa; Arthropoda; Insecta; Hymenoptera; Halictidae
Gene: Pez
Product: tyrosine-protein phosphatase non-receptor type 14
Exons: 6
Coding region: 11-1309 (432 amino acids)
Cellular component (GO): cytoskeleton
Molecular function (GO): protein tyrosine phosphatase activity; cytoskeletal protein binding
Source: RefSeq, a predicted model, not a curated record